Molecule: messenger RNA, 2754 nt
Organism: Hippocampus comes (tiger tail seahorse)
Lineage: Eukaryota; Metazoa; Chordata; Actinopteri; Syngnathiformes; Syngnathidae
Gene: s100u
Product: S100 calcium binding protein U
Exons: 3
Coding region: 203-946 (247 amino acids)
Cellular component (GO): perinuclear region of cytoplasm
Molecular function (GO): calcium-dependent protein binding; calcium ion binding
Source: RefSeq, a predicted model, not a curated record
AAGGCAAAAAAAAAAAAAAAAAAAGAAAGAAAGAAAAGAAAAUCACGGAAGAAACUUGAGCAGUUGUACGAGUUUAGCCAGUUGCGUGGACUCGAAGCGGGAGUCGCUGCAGCACCGCAAGGAGAAGAAGAAAGGGAGCUGGAAAAGUUUCUUUUUGCGCACAUUUGCACGCCUUGGCCCGACGCUUUUCGAGAGGGGAGUCAUGGAGGAAGCCAUUCAGACGGUGGUCAAGGUUUUCCUGAAGUCCGGCAAAGGGAAGGAAAGUUUGGGACCCAAAGACUUCCAGAACCUGGUCAAGAGCCAACUCAGCAACAUCCUGACGGACACGGACAGCAAGGAGGCGGUAAACAACAUGGGCAAGGGCCUAGAUGCUAACAAGGAUGGCAAGGUGGGCUUCGAGGAGUACAUGAGGCUUGUGGGCUACUUGGCCAAGGCUGUCAGUGAGCAGCGUUCCCGAGGCAAUGACGCCCAGCCCGACCAAAACGGCCAGAGCGCCGCUGCGGAGAAUGCCACCCCGGAGAACGCAGCCCCCAAGGCAGAAACCCCGGAGGUCAAGCUGGAAGCUAACGCGGAUGGAAAGAUGGAGGUGAAGUUGGAUGUCAAGACGGAGGUGGAGGAGAAGAACGAGGAGGCGGAGAAGCCGGUGGCGGUGACCUUACCGAGCAUGAAGGUGACCGCACCCGGCGUGGAGUUGACCUCACCUGGCGUGAACGUGUCCGCACCUGGCGUGGAUGUGACGGCACCAAGCGUGGAUGUGACCUCACCGGCUGUGAAUGUGACCUCACCGAGUGUGGAGGUGACAUCCUCAAGUGCGGAGGUGGUUGUGAAGAAGGAGAUCCUGGUGGCGGGAGAGACGGAAAAGAUGGUCGAGGAAGCGGUGGAGAAGAUGGCCAAUGCGGCAGAGGAAGAAGCCAAGAUGAAGCCUGAGGAAUCUGCCACCUCGUAGGGGACAAUCAAUGCAUCCAUUUUUCCACCCAUCACACUAAUAAUAGUAACAUGAAUAAUAAUAAUUACACCACAUCAACACUAAGAGCCACUACAACGGAUAAAGGCCUAAAUUUAUGACAAAUAUAUGACCACUAGCUGGCUUACUUGAUUUAUUGAACAUCUCGAGGUAGUUGGUGACCUACCGAGCUAAGUAGGUCUCUUAAUAGCUUUUUCUAGCCGUCUGCUUAGCUAGCUAUCAUAUAGAGGUACCUAGCUUUCUAUCUGUGUGAAUUUCGAAAUGCUAGCCUGACUAUCAAUAUAUAGAUAUGACCAUAGAAAGCUGCCAAGUCAGCUUUGUAGUUGAGUAACUCUGGAGGAUACAGAAGAAAUGUACACCUAUCUUACAAGCAUUAUCUAGCUCCAUCAAGUUAUCUAUCACCGCCAACUAAUUAGCUUUUUAUCUCUAGCAAGCUGUCUAACUCGCUGUCUGUUUUUACUAGUCACCUCUGUUUUUAGUUGCAAAAAGUUAAGUUAUAAAGCUCGCCAUUAGCUUACAAGUUCCUACCUAACCCUAAGUAGCCACUAUUAGUUAUAUUUAUAUAUCCAGACUAUACCUACUAGUCACCUAAAAAGCAUACUAUAACAAUGUGACAAGAGUUUCCAAAAAUGACAGUCUGUCAAAAUGGCUACUUGAACCUCAUUAGAAUGGACAAGAAUUAUGAAAAUCAGAUGAUUGCCUGUGGAAAAAUUUAGUUUAUUGUGUGGGGAACUUUUAUGUUUGAUAUCGUCGAUGCGUCCAAAUUAUCAUGACAUUUCAAAAAGUGUCUCUUGUCCUACAAAGCUCAAUUUAAAUAGUGGGAACGAAACAUUAUUGGCAAGAAGAGCGACUUGGGUGGUAGAAUAGAUCAUAUACUUUAAUAAUCUAUUGUUUAUUUGUUAUGGAAUCGUUUGAAGUGCUCAUUCUGUUUUUCUGAAACUUUCGCAAAGAUGGCAAACGACUAUCAUGCUAGCUACAUAGUUACUUAUGUAGCUAGUUACCAAGCUAAUAAAUUGACUAGCUCACUAGCAUCGUAUUGGGUGGAUUUUGAUUCCACCUACUAAAAUCUUGAAAUUGACCAUGAUAGAGCAGUAGUAAGAUAGCUAGUUAACUCGCUACUUGGCUGCCUCCUAUUACAACAGCAGUCCUAACUUUAUGACAGAUAUAUGACCCGAAUCAGAUUUAUGACUAUGAAUUAUAAGUAUUUGUAGUGUCAAAUGCACUAAAUCGACGCCAUGUCUACAACCACUGCCCUAAAGUGGCCUAGCUGAACGACAUACCACUGAUAGCAUGUGCAUGGCACGAAUAGAGCACAUUUACCUUGCAUCGUGAAAAUACGGCGGCAUUUACGCAAUGGUUAGCAUUUUUCCAGUCAUGCAUUUAGCUGUACUCUUUCUUGACCUUCAUGACUUUAAUUUCUUCAGAGCUGAUUAAUUUUUCCACUUUUUGUGACUCACAAAUGCUUUUUGAUGCUGAUUUAGGCCUGACAAUAAACAAAUUGUGAUGCCACUAACCAAACUUUGCAUCCCUCCUCAUUCCCUCCCCCUUCUCCUUUUUCUUCAUCUUCUUUUUAUAUGCUCACUUCACCUGGAAGCAACAUUAAGGCCCCCGCAGCCUCAAUUAGACACGGAGAUCAGGUGGGCCACUAAAUAUUUAAAACUCAAAGAGGGAAUCCAAAACGAUCCUUGUUGGUUACUAUGUAGAAGAGGGUCGAAAUAGUGGAAAGGAGAUUGAGGGUGGAUCCUCGCAGAUUGGGAUUGUAGAAUAAUUUUCAUGUGACAAACAAAAAA